UUUCCGUCACUUUUUUCAUUCUUACUUUCUGUUCUUGUUUUUUUUAUCUUUGAAACGACAAAAAAAAAACAUAUUCCUUGGGCAUAUUUUUCUUUAUUACUACUAUUUUUCUUUAUUCCUUCCACAUAAUUACGUAUCGCUCAUCCCUCUCCCACAUAGUCACUUUAUAUAUACUUUUAUUUAUUUCGUUGCGCUGGUCGUACUUUUCAUUACAACAAUGAGCACUCGACUAUUACUAUUACUCGUGCUUAUAAUCCGAACUAUAACCAUGGCUCUCGGUCUACCAGUAUCUGGGACGGAUGAAGGCGAAGUCGGCGAAAUAGACAAUAAAGCAGAGGUCAUAACAGCAGGCGGGCCCGGUGCUCCAGUCAACACUAUUCCCCAGGGAACCAGCAAAUGCUCAACAGGAUGCGGUAUCGGUAUCGGUAUUGGUUGCGCGGUGGCCGUGUUGCUGUUUUCGUUCAUCUUUGUCAUGGCGCGUAGACAUAAGCGGCAAUUGCAUCAUUUAUGGAUGUAUAAAAGAUGGGAGUCUAAGCAUAAGGAGUUGCCUGAUAAGCCUGUGCCUGUGCCUCCUACGCCUUCCAAAAUCUAAAUAAUCAAAGUCAUUUAUCCCCUUUUAUUUUCCUAAACUAGCAUGCCUUUUCGUUCCUUUCUUUCACUUCAUUAAUCGUAAAGCUUUUUCAUACAU
Molecule: messenger RNA, 688 nt
Organism: Kickxella alabastrina
Lineage: Eukaryota; Fungi; Kickxellomycota; Kickxellomycetes; Kickxellales; Kickxellaceae
Exons: 1
Coding region: 218-592 (124 amino acids)
Source: RefSeq, a predicted model, not a curated record